This is a messenger RNA of Platichthys flesus (European flounder), 2947 nucleotides long. RefSeq names its product fetuin B (gene fetub). Lineage: Eukaryota; Metazoa; Chordata; Actinopteri; Pleuronectiformes; Pleuronectidae. Gene Ontology annotation, cellular component: extracellular region. Gene Ontology annotation, biological process: negative regulation of endopeptidase activity. The record is from RefSeq and is a predicted model, not a curated record. Gene Ontology annotation, molecular function: cysteine-type endopeptidase inhibitor activity. Bases 63 to 2780 code for a protein of 905 amino acids. The transcript has 14 exons.
UCUGCUCAUCUCUCCUCCCUGUGUGUGUCUGUGUGUGUUCAGACUCAUCUCAGGCAUUUACCAUGAAGCACUGUGUUCUGCUGCUGCUGGCGUUGGGCCUCGCCCACGUCCUGGCCGCUCCGGUGGAGCAGGUCGGCCCGGUGGAGGGGUCGUGUGACGACGCCUUCGUGAAGAGCGCCGCUAAAGAGGCUCUCAAAAAGAUCAACCAGGACCGGAAGGAGGGCUACGUGUUCGCCCUGCACCACCUGUCCGACGCACACCUGGAGAAACAUGGAGAACAUGGCGUUGUCUUCUACCUGACUAUGGACGUGGUGGAGACCAACUGCAGCGUUCUGGGCACAUACCACUGGCAGACCUGUGCAGCUCGCUCCGUGGAAGACACACCGGUGUAUGGACAGUGUAAAGCUGCCAUCUUCAUCAGCAGGGUGAACAGAGUGCUGCGUCUCUACAAGUACGACUGUACUCUCAGACCAGUUCCUGCAGCCAGGGUGACUGAAAUCUGUCCCGACUGCCCGAGUCUGAUGGACAAGGAGGACGCUAAGGUCCAGAAGGUUGUGUCCGCCGCUCUGAAGAAGUUCAACGAUGAGAGCGACAUGACCAAGCAAUUCGCUCUGCUCCAGGUCACCCGCGCCAGUCUUUCGAUGGGCAUGGCCACAUUCUACAAUGUGGAGUUCACCAUCCAGGAGACGACCUGCAGGAGGGACGUGCCGCUGGCUGAUAAGUGCCCCCUCCUGGAAUGCGAGUUCGCUCACAAGGGCUUCUGUAAGGGAGGAGAGGUCACCCCCCCCACUGGGGAGACUGAGAUCACUGUGGAGUGUGACAUCUACGAGCCGGAGGCUGCUGACAGAGAGAAGAAGCUCCACCUCCUCGGCGGAGAGACUGACCACAGCCACGGUGACAAACAUGCACAUGACGCCGCCCAUGACCACGCCCACGGCUCCGACCACGAACACUCACACGACCACGAGUCUGACCACACCGAGAGCCACACUCAUCAACACCAAGCCCAUAACCACACCCACGCCCACGACGCCGACCACCACCACACCCACGACAAAGGCAGCGCCCACAGCCACGCCCACGACCACACCCACGACCACGACGCAGGCAGCGCCCACAGCCACGCCCACGACCACACCCACGACCACGACGCAGGCAGCGCCCCCAGGCCCGCCCACCACCACACCCACGACCACGACGCAGGCAGCGCCCACAGGCACGCCCACGACCACACCCACGACCACGGCCACGGCCACGAUCACGUGCACGCCCAUCACGCCAAAGCGCACAACCACACCGGUGACUCACCACACCAACACCACGGCUACGAGCACACUGGCGCCGAGCACACCCACGAACACGACCACGAGCUCGCUCUGGACCACGAGCACAAGCACGCUCACCUGCACGUGCACGAGCACCACCACCAUCACCACGAGCACGAGCACGAGAAGGCACACCACGACCACCCAGAGGGCAAGGUGAAGAUGUUGCCCUCCAUCGACCAGCCCAUGAUCCUGCCUUUCUUCCCAGAAGCCCCUGAGGCCGGGGUCACUCUGCCCGCCAAGCCCGACCCCCAGAUCCCCGGGGCGAUGGAGCCCACCAUCCACGCGUUCCCCACCUCCUUCUCCGCCCUGUGCCCCGCCCUGACGGGGGAGCUCUCCCUGGUGGACAAGCUCUUCACUGAGGACCCCCGGUUCAAGCGACCCUCAUGUGAGAGGAUGAGUGGGUUCCUGCUGAUCCUAUGUGUGGCCCUGCUGCAGCAGGAGGGACGAGCCCGGCCAGAGCCUCCAGGCUGCAGCAGCCCCGAGGCCGUGCGAGUGGCAGAAGAAGCCAUGGAGCAGAUCAACCAGGACGCCACGCACGGAUACGUCCUGUCACUCAACCGACUGUACCACGUCUCUCACAGCACGGACACGAGCUAUGGGACACUCUACAGGGUGUCCAUGGACGUCUUGGAGACCAAAUGCCACAUCAGCAGCAGGAAGCCGUGGAAAGAGUGUGAAGUCAGAGAUGUUUCUGAAGUACUAGUUUACGGAGAGUGUGAUGUCUCAGCCUCCUUAGACACUCAAGUCAAACUUCGGAGCUACUCCUGUGUUCUUCAUGAAGUUUCUGCUCUUUUGGUGGUGAUGACGUGUCCAGACUGUCCCACCGCUAACGACAUGAGCGAUCCCAUCGUGGUGGAAACGGCCAAACUCUCGCUGCAGAGGUUCAACAAGGAGAGUGGCCUGGACAACGUCUUCGCUCUGGGGAACAUCACAAAAGCCAGUUUCCAGUGGGUGGUUGGUCCGUCGUACUUCGUGGAGUUCACCAUCGUGGAGACGGUGUGUUCAAAGAAGACGGAGGCCAGUGAGCUGAGCAGCUGUUUGCCUAUGGACUGCCAGUUUGCUCACCGAGGUUUCUGUUCCGGUUCACACAUGAGCAUCGAGGACGAGUUUGACUUCAAGCCUCUCGUUGGAAAAGGAAUCAACUCAAGGAACCCUGUGGAAGUGAAGUGUGAGAUCUACGAGCCUCAGGCCGCUGCUGUGGAGGAGCAGCUCCAUGCCCGAGCUGACAGUAAACACACCGGGCAUCAGCACCACAACCACACACACCUGCAUCCCCACGAGCACGAGCACGAGCACGCCGUCACACCCAGCCCUGACGCCACUGUCCCCAAACCACGGGGCUCCCUGGGGACUGUGGUGAAUGAAGCUGCUGCUCCCAGAUCUGCCCCGGCUGCCAGCUCCUGCCCCGGCCCACGACGCCACAAUCUGGACAUAUUCAGAAUCAAACUCUGACCGGCUGCACACACAGGGCUGAGUCUACUUCCUGCAUGUUGUUGCUUGUUGUAUAGAUGAGACACGAGAUUGUAAAAUGAAAGAAAAUGUUGAGUUUUACCAACGAUAAUCCUUGUUAAUAAUCAGAUUACAUUUACUGUUUGAUUAAAGCCUUCAUAAAGCUGGAA